Dothidotthia symphoricarpi CBS 119687 is the source of this 1694-nucleotide messenger RNA. Its product is annotated as methionine synthase-like protein. Gene Ontology annotation, molecular function: 5-methyltetrahydropteroyltriglutamate-homocysteine S-methyltransferase activity; zinc ion binding. The record is from RefSeq and is a predicted model, not a curated record. The transcript has 3 exons. The coding region runs from base 207 to 1430 and encodes 407 amino acids. Lineage: Eukaryota; Fungi; Ascomycota; Dothideomycetes; Pleosporales; Dothidotthiaceae.
GAUGACGUCCCGAGCUCUUCCACCGCUCUCCUUCGAUCGGCAUAUUGAUUCUCGGCAGUUUUCGAGGCUGACAAGUGGGUAGGCCACGGAGCAACAUGUACACCCGAUGCAGGUAAUUGCGGGGUACAGAACCUGACGAUGCCUUUCCACCUGAACCUCUACUGUUUUCUUACUCCUAUUACCUCCGAGAUACAAUUCAAUUGAAGAUGCCGUCCACUCUCAAGAGAAGCCCUCCCUUCCGAGCUGAGCAUGUUGGCUCUCUGCUCCGGCCCGAAGAGCUUGUUCAGAAGCGGUACGAUGUCGCUUCAGGCAAAGCAUCGCCUGAGGAGCUCGUACCAUUGGAGAAGAAAUCGGUCGCAGAGGUUGUAAAGUUCCAACAAGAUUGCGGUCUCAAAGUAGUUUCGAGCGGAGAGUAUACCAGACAUCAGUUCUGGGGUCUCUUCUUCGAAACUCUGAACGGUAUGAAGGAGCUGCAACUCGGCGUCCUCGAAGGUUAUGACAAGGACAUGUUCCGCCCGUACGCUCCCGACAACAAGUCCUUCAUGGAGGCCAAGCAGGUUCCCAACCAAGUCACCGUCUGCGUCAGCAAAAUCAGCCACACUGGCAAAUCAAGCAACCAGCACGAAGUGGAUCUCAUGAAGAGCCUACUUCCCGAAAGCGAGUGGAAGAACAUCAAGAUCACGUUGAUAUCGCCCUCCUGGUACCACUACCGCUACAACGCCGGAAGAGCUUUCCCCAAGGACGUGUACGCGACCGACGAGGAAUAUUUUGAGGACAUCGCAAAGGCAUAUCAGGAGGAAUUGAAGAUCUUGCAUUCCCAGGGCAUUAGGAAUAUCCAGAUCGACGAUCCUAACCUCGCUUACUUCUGCUCAAAAGACGCAUUGGACGGCUGGGCCGCCGACAAGACAAACACCAAGUCAGCCGAUGAGAUGUUCGACGCAUACGUCAAGUUCUACAACAAGUGCUUCGAGCGUCCCGAGGACAUGCAUCUCGGCAUCCAUCUCUGCCGUGGAAACUACCUCGGAAGCCGUCACUUCUCUGAGGGCGCAUACGACAACAUCGCGAAGAAGUUGUUCCAGGACCUCAACGUAGACACUUACUACCUCGAAUACGAUACCCCCCGUGCCGGUGGUUUUGAGCCCCUCGCCCAUCUCCCCAAACACAAGAACGUCGUCCUCGGUGUUGUGACAUCCAAGUUCCCCGCUCUCGAGGAUAAGGACGAGAUGAUUGCGCGCGUCAACCAAGCUGCUGACUGGAUUGCCAAGGGCACCGGACAGUCGCGUGAAGAUGCGAUCCAACAAUGCUGUGUUAGCCCACAGUGUGGGUUUGCGUCGCAUGCGGAAGGGAACGCGCUGGGUUAUGAAGAUAUGAGGAAGAAGUUGCAGCUGGUCAGGAGUAUCGCUGACGCGGUCUGGCCAGGACAACCAUAGAUGGAUGUGUAUAACAGGGGUAGAAGUAUUGAGUGAAUGGAAAAGUGAAGGUAGUUUGUAUUGGUAGUGAGGAACAGUCUGCUGAUCUUGUCGAACGUAUCCUGGAAAGUACAAGUGCGUUCCGUUCGACACCUCCUUAGUUGGUUCAGACAUAAUGUAUAUCAACAAAUUCAACACUGUUGAAUGCAGUUACUCAGUGGCAUAAUUCAAUCGAGGGGUUAGCUCGCCCAGUAGACAUGAAGGAUAUAUUCAACCUGGCUCAAG